AAUAUAAUUAACCGGCUUUUGACGUUUUGUGUUGUUUUUGCAAAUUGUAUUAUGUAUUUAUUAUUUUCAAUUUGGCAAUUCUGUUCACACUUACAUAAGAGAACCUAGCCUCUGUCACUGUUUCAGUCGUGUCGUGAAAAAUUCUGCUAAUUGCACGGAACUCUUGAGCUAUCAACCAAUAUGUUUACCCAACGUGCUUCAUCCAUCUUGGUCCCCAUGGCCGUUGAGGCCACUUUACAGGCCCAACAACAGCGUGGUAUGGCUACACUUAAGGCUAUUUCCAUUCGCCUGAAGUCUGUAAAGAACAUUCAGAAAAUUACGCAAUCCAUGAAGAUGGUGUCAGCUGCCAAAUACUCUCGCGCAGAACGUGAAUUGAAAGCUGCCCGUCCCUAUGGUCUUGGUGCUCAACAGUUCUUCGAGAAGACUGAAAUUAAGACCGACGAAAAGGCUGAACCCAAAAAGUUGAUGAUCGCCAUGACUUCGGAUCGUGGUUUGUGCGGUGCAGUCCACACUGGUGUUGCCCGUUACAUUCGUGGUGAAUUGGCCAAGGAUGAGUCCAACACUAAAGUCAUUUGCGUCGGCGACAAGUCCCGUGGUAUCUUGGCCCGCUUGUACGGCAAAAACAUCUUGAUGGUUGCCAAUGAAGUUGGCCGUUUGCCCCCUACCUUCUUGGAUGCCUCUCGCAUUGCUCAUGAAGUUCUCAAGUGCGGUUAUGAUUUCACUGAAGGACAAAUUGUCUUCAACCGUUUCAAGUCGGUCGUAUCAUACCAAUGCAGCCAAUUGCCCAUCUUCAGUGCCCCUGUCGUAGAAAAGUCCGACAAAUUGACUGUUUACGAUUCUUUGGAUGCUGAUGUUGUUCAAAGCUAUUUGGAGUAUUCAUUAGCUUCCCUCAUCUUCUACACCAUGAAGGAGGGUGCAUGCUCUGAACAAUCUUCACGUAUGACUGCCAUGGACAAUGCCUCCAAGAACGCCGGUGAAAUGAUUGAAAAGUUGACAUUGACAUUCAACCGUACCAGACAGGCUGUCAUUACCCGUGAGUUGAUUGAAAUCAUCUCUGGUGCUGCCGCUUUGGAUUAAAUAUCCCACAAUACUGCUGCAAGCCAUAGGCUGCAAAACGACUUUAAAAUAGAAAAAACCUACGAAUUAAAAAUUCGAAAAAAAUCAACAGCAAAUUGUCGUUGCAUUCAAGUUAAUGUUUAGAUUUAAUUAUUUCCACACACAUCUUCAAGAAAAUCCAUAAUUAAAAAACACUUAAUAAAGAGUUAAAUUGGAAUCUUACUACGGAUUAAAGUUUAAUAAAGAUAACAUGAAAUGUAAUCCAAUAAAAUAUUUAAA
Molecule: messenger RNA, 1335 nt
Organism: Calliphora vicina (urban bluebottle blowfly)
Lineage: Eukaryota; Metazoa; Arthropoda; Insecta; Diptera; Calliphoridae
Gene: ATPsyngamma
Product: ATP synthase, gamma subunit
Exons: 2
Coding region: 181-1077 (298 amino acids)
Biological process (GO): proton motive force-driven ATP synthesis
Molecular function (GO): proton-transporting ATP synthase activity, rotational mechanism
Source: RefSeq, a predicted model, not a curated record